Molecule: messenger RNA, 923 nt
Organism: Carassius carassius (crucian carp)
Lineage: Eukaryota; Metazoa; Chordata; Actinopteri; Cypriniformes; Cyprinidae
Exons: 2
Coding region: 204-854 (216 amino acids)
Source: RefSeq, a predicted model, not a curated record
AGCUCGAGGCCGUGGGAAAGCAGAUUCGCGACCUGGAGGUGAGGCAGGCCCAGCUGAGAGAGCGGAGAGCCGCGCUGGAAUCAUCCCGGGCUGACGCUCACAAGUCCGGGGUAAGUAUACAGCGAUCUGCUAACAGUCCCACCACGUCUACUCCGUGUGUUUCUCUGCACAGGCCCGGUGCACCCAGGACGCGAUCUUCCCAGAUGUCCUUCACUGCGACGCCGGGACACCACGGACCCUGGGUGCAUCCACAGCGGAGGACGCGAGCCGGGUCCCGGGCGACGACUUCUCCCCCUCCUGCCUUCGACAUCUCCAUCCGGAACCGCUUCGCUCCCCUCCGCGAGACAGGACGCGACGCUGUGAUCAUCGGAGACUCCAUCGUCCGACACGUAAGUGCUACGUUAGCCGAAGGUAAAGUGCACACUCAUUGUUUGCCUGGGGCUCGUGUUCUCGAUGUUUCUGCGCAGAUACCCGCGAUCCUGAAGGUCGACGAGAGCCCCAGAGCGGUCGUGCUUCACGCCGGGGUUAACGACACCACGCUGCGGCAGACGGAGACGCUGAAGAGGGAUUUCAGCAGCCUGAUCGAGACGGUUCGCAGCACGACGCCCGCGGCGACGAUCGUCGUGUCAGGACCACUGCCCACGUAUCGAAGAGGACACGAAAGGUUCAGUAGACUUUUUGCUUUAAAUGAGUGGUUGUUGUCAUGGUGUAAAGAACAGAAACUGCUAUUUGUUAAUAACUGGAAUCUUUUCUGGGAGCGUCCUAGGCUGUUUCGCGCUGAUGGAUUACACCCCAGCAAAAUCGGAGCGGAGCUGCUCUCUGACAACAUCUCCAGGACACUUCGCUCCAUGUGACUAGAUUUACACAAGCUCCAGUCUGGAUCCAGAACACCUGAGAAAAGAUGAUGCUGACCCUCAGAGGAC